AUGUGGAAGAGCAACAAGUUAUUUAACGACGAUUACAUAAGGUUAACCAACAGCUUUUGGUUUGAAUUUAUGCCUCCAAAUGCCUACACGUGCUACAUUUGGGGAAUUUUGUACGCAAUUGUUAUGAUACUUGGAUGCACAGGAAACGUUCUAGCAAUAUUCAUGAUUUUAAAAGUUAAAUCUUUAAAAGCGGCCAACAUUUUCAUGUUAAACUUAGCUAUUGGCGAUAUUAUUUUACUAGCAAACACGUCUUUUGUAAUCUACAACAGCUAUUACCAAGGCCCAGCCCUUGGAAAUUUAGGCUGUCAAAUCGAUGGUUUUACUGGCACCCUGGCCAGAUCUGUGUCAACAAUAUCAUCGACUGCCAUAGCAAUGGAUCGGUUUAAUCCUAUAAUACAUCCUUUGAAAUCCCUUGGUAGACAAACCAAACGUAAAGCCAGGAUCCGGAUUGGCUUGAUAUGGAUCUGUGGAUUCAUGUUUGCCAUCAUUCCGUUAUUAGACAUAGAUUAUGGAUUCGCUCCGGCGGGUUUUUUAUUGAAUUGCACAAUUGAUUUUAUGUCUAGUCAUUUUGUAGAUAAAUUCAUUAUAAUCAUUUUCUAUAUUAUAGGCUCUUGGUUAUUACCAACAAUCACAGUACUCUAUUGCUAUAUUAUGAUGUCAAUAUCCGUUUAUACUAUUUCUGAAGCAAAUAGUAGUAGAAUUGGAUAUACUUCAACAAAAAAGAAAAAGAAAAUAAUUUUUGGAAUCAUGACAACGAGUACAAUAGUACUAUAUGUAUUUUCUCUUACACCAUAUUCAAUUGUAAUUAUUUUUGGGGUGUUGGAAAAAAAGGAAUUUAUAACACCGAUUAUAAUGGCGUUAUCGGCGUUAUCCAACAUAGUAUGUAGUUCUCUAAACCCAUGGAUAUACAUAAUUCUACCAAAAACGUUUGAGAACUAUAGGCAUCGGCGUAACUAGGGGGCUUCCCCCGUUAUUCUAUUUACCCCCAUUUGAGGUUUUACUUUUUAGCCCCUCCUUAGGCUUGUAGUUAGAACCCAAAUCGUUACGAAAAAAAAAAAAAAAUAAAUUAUUAUACUAUAAAAUAUGAUAUAAUAUAAUUUACAUUGUGUACACA
Acyrthosiphon pisum (pea aphid) is the source of this 1114-nucleotide messenger RNA. RefSeq names its product opsin, ultraviolet-sensitive-like. Gene Ontology annotation, cellular component: membrane. The record is from RefSeq and is a predicted model, not a curated record. Gene Ontology annotation, molecular function: G protein-coupled receptor activity. The transcript has 3 exons. Lineage: Eukaryota; Metazoa; Arthropoda; Insecta; Hemiptera; Aphididae. The coding region runs from base 1 to 957 and encodes 318 amino acids. Gene Ontology annotation, biological process: G protein-coupled receptor signaling pathway.